Messenger RNA from Photinus pyralis (common eastern firefly), 867 nucleotides. RefSeq lists its product as uncharacterized. The record is from RefSeq and is a predicted model, not a curated record. Gene Ontology annotation, molecular function: RNA-DNA hybrid ribonuclease activity; nucleic acid binding. Bases 1 to 867 code for a protein of 288 amino acids. Gene Ontology annotation, biological process: DNA replication, removal of RNA primer. The transcript has a single exon. Lineage: Eukaryota; Metazoa; Arthropoda; Insecta; Coleoptera; Lampyridae.
AUGCCCCCUUGCGUACAAGAGAAACCGGAGGCGUCAUACCAUGAUUUCUACACUAGGAUCCUCCAAACGUACUUUCCAAGGUAUAUGGGAAAUUUAAUCAUCGAUAUACAGCAGUACUAUAACAUCUUAGAAGACCUAAAAGGGUGGGAGGUUAUAUUUACAGACGGCUCAAAAAGCAAGAAGGGAGUUGGUUGUGCAUUUUACCAGCUUUCGAACAAGGUGUCCAAGUUAUUUAAACUUGGAGAAAUCGUAUCCAUUUUUACAGCGGAAGCAAUAGCAAUACUCGAAGCAUUAAAAUACUUUAAGAUCCACAGGGUAACUAAGAACCUUGCUAUUAUGUCAGACAGCAGGAGUGUUUUGGCCGGAAUCAAUCAGAGGAAGCAUUACUUUCACACCCACCCGAUAAUUACAGCAAUCAUCGCGGAGUCUAAUAUUAUUCAGAAAGGUCAUAUGGUCAAAUUUUUCUGGAUCAAGGCCCAUUCCGGGAUACAUGCUAAUGAAAUGGUAGACGGAUUAGCGAAACAGGCAGCGCAAGAUGGGGUUAAACUCAGUUAUGAUACCCCAAAGUCCGACCUCCUCAACUUCUUUAAAGGCAAGAUGUUAGACGAGUGGGAUAAUAAUCAUUGGAAAGAGUACUAUGAAGAACGGAGAACGCAGUAUAGUACAAUUGAGCCCACGGUGAAAUUCAAACCAUGGUACAUCAAACAUCAUAUCCCAAAAAAAUACUACGUCUCAAUUGCACGUCUUAAAUUCGGACAUGGACGAUUUCUUUCUCAUCUCCACAGAAUUGGGGUGGUUGACUCGCCAAUGUGUAUGUGCGGGGCGGAGAUUGGCGACUUGAAUCAUAUAUUUUUAAUUGCGCGUUGA